CCCCCCGGCUUCCCACCACGGCCUCUCUCGGCGAGGAAACUCUGGCCUCCGCUUCCUCCUCCUCCGACUCGGACACCGGCGGAGCCUCCCCGCCCCCGCGGAAGAAACCCCGAGCCUCGGCGGCGGAGGGAGCAGGAGAGCCCGGGGCCUCGGCAGGCAGAGCAGGCCUCUCCCCUCCGUCCUCGUCGUCCUCGUCCUCGUCGUCGUCGUCCUCCUCCUCCUCCUCCUCCGUGGUGGUAGUGGUGGGACUCCCCCCGGCUGCUGCCCCUUCCGCCGCCGCCGUCCCCCACCGAAGUAGCGGCCACAGCCUGGUCAGCGGCAGCAUCAUGCAGGCCAACGGGGCAGGAGGAGGAGGAGGAGGCGGCGGCGGCGGCGGCGGAGGAGGGGGCGGCGGGGGCCAGGGACAGACCCAGGAACUCGCCUGCCUGUCGGCCCAGAACGGGGAGUCGUCCCCCUCGUCGUCGUCGUCCGCGGGGGACAUGGCCCACGCCAAUGGGCUCCUGCCUUCCGCCCCCUCCGCCGCCAGCAACAAUAGCAACAGCCCGAAUGUCAAUAACGGGGUCCCCGGCGGGGCGGCCGCCGCAGCCUCCGCCACCGUCGCCGCUGCCUCCGCCACCACCGCCGCCUCCUCUUCCUUGGCCACCCCAGAACUGGGCAGCAGCCUCAAGAAGAAGAAGCGGCUCUCGCAGUCAGAUGAGGAUGUGAUUAGGCUAAUAGGACAGCACUUGAAUGGCUUAGGGCUCAACCAGACUGUUGAUCUCCUCAUGCAAGAGUCAGGAUGUCGUUUAGAACAUCCUUCUGCUACCAAAUUCCGAAAUCAUGUCAUGGAAGGAGACUGGGAUAAGGCGGAGAAUGACCUGAAUGAACUAAAGCCUCUAGUGCACUCUCCUCAUGCUAUUGUGGUAAGAGGCGCCCUUGAAAUCUCUCAAACGUUGGUGGGAAUAAUUGUGGCACAAACAUGUUCUGAAACUUCCGUCGACUUUUCCCCUGACUGCUGCUUUCUGUCAUGUCAGAGGAUGAAGUUUCUGCUGCUGCAGCAGAAGUACCUGGAAUACCUGGAGGACGGCAAGGUCCUGGAGGCCCUUCAGGUUCUCCGCUGUGAACUGACGCCACUGAAAUACAAUACGGAGCGCAUUCAUGUUCUCAGUGGGUAUCUGAUGUGUAGCCAUGCGGAAGACCUACGUGCAAAAGCAGAAUGGGAAGGCAAGGGCACAGCUUCCCGAUCCAAACUAUUGGACAAACUUCAGACCUAUUUACCACCAUCAGUGAUGCUUCCCCCACGGCGUUUACAGACUCUCCUGCGGCAGGCUGUGGAACUGCAGAGGGAUCGGUGCCUAUAUCACAAUACCAAACUCGAUAAUAAUCUAGACUCUGUAUCUCUGCUUAUAGAUCAUGUUUGUAGUAGGAGGCAGUUCCCAUGUUAUACUCAGCAGAUACUCACGGAGCAUUGUAAUGAAGUGUGGUUUUGUAAAUUUUCUAAUGACGGCACUAAACUAGCAACAGGAUCAAAAGAUACAACAGUCAUCAUAUGGCAAGUUGAUCCGGAUACUCACCUGCUAAAACUGCUUAAAACAUUAGAAGGACAUGCUUAUGGUGUUUCUUAUAUUGCAUGGAGUCCAGAUGACAACUAUCUUGUUGCUUGUGGCCCAGAUGACUGCUCUGAGCUUUGGCUUUGGAAUGUCCAAACGGGAGAGCUAAGGACGAAAAUGAGCCAAUCUCACGAAGACAGUUUAACAAGUGUAGCUUGGAACCCAGAUGGGAAACGCUUUGUCACUGGAGGUCAGCGUGGGCAGUUCUAUCAGUGUGAUUUAGAUGGUAAUCUCCUUGACUCCUGGGAAGGGGUGAGAGUGCAAUGCCUUUGGUGCUUAAGUGACGGGAAGACUGUUCUGGCAUCAGAUACACACCAGCGGAUUCGGGGAUAUAACUUCGAGGAUCUCACAGAUAGGAACAUAGUACAAGAAGAUCAUCCUAUUAUGUCUUUUACUAUUUCAAAAAAUGGCCGAUUAGCUUUGUUAAAUGUAGCAACUCAGGGAGUUCAUUUAUGGGACUUGCAAGACAGAGUUUUAGUAAGAAAAUACCAAGGUGUUACGCAAGGGUUUUAUACAAUUCAUUCGUGUUUUGGAGGCCAUAAUGAAGACUUCAUCGCUAGUGGCAGUGAAGAUCACAAGGUUUACGUCUGGCACAAACGCAGUGAGCUGCCAAUCGCAGAGCUGACAGGGCACACACGUACAGUAAACUGUGUGAGCUGGAACCCACAGACUCCAUCCAUGAUGGCCAGUGCCUCAGAUGAUGGCACUGUUAGGAUAUGGGGACCAGCACCUUUUGUAGACCACCAGGAUAUUGAAGAGGAAUGCAGUAGCAUGGAUAGUUGAUGGCGAAUUUGGAGCAGACGACUUCUGUUUAACUUAAAAUUAGUCGUAUUUUAAUGGCUUGGGAUUUGGUGCAAACAAACAUGAUUGAUAGCUGGACAGACAUGCUCGUCAUGAAAAAAGAACCAUUUCUGAAGCCCGAUCGGGGCCAAACAUUUACACCUGCUUCAUAGUAACCAGUUGAGAUGAAGCACGUCGUUAGAACGUUGUUGGACACCAUGUUGAAUUAUCCCCCCAUCGGUUGUGAAGAACUGUGCUACAUUCAGGCUUACCCAUUGAACUCAGUAUAUAUAUUUUUUUCCCUCCUGCCUUUUGUGUGGCAGGAUACCAUUCUUGUUGCUCUUCUGUGUAAUGAAGUUUAAAUGCUUGUUUGGAAAACUUUAUUUAACAGUUUAGAAGGCUCGAUAGGAAGAGUGCAUUAGUCUGAAGAGUAUACAUUGGCUAGGAAAGAGUUUCCUUCUUUUGUUUCUCCAGGUCUUUCCGCCUUAUUUAGCUUGAGAUCUUUGCAGCUUGGUUCAUGGAUUCUAGCCUUGCCCGUUGCGCAGUAUAUACUGAUCCGGAUGAUAAACCAGUGAACUAUGUCAAAAGCACUCUCAAUAUUACAUUUGACAAAAAGUUUUGUACUUUUCACAUAGCUUGUUGCCCCGUAAAAGGGUUAACAGCACAAUUUUUUAAAAAUAAAUUAAGAAGUAUUUAUAGGAUUAAAGUGACUUCAUUUGUAUACAUUUGGAAUCUAAACCAGCUUAAAAACAGUUUCCUCUGUGACUUAGAUCCGCAGUGUAACUGACACUCUUCCGGAAUACGAGACACGGUCAGACACAGCGCCUGGAGGGACAUUACACAGGACGCGGAGAGUAAUACUUUGAAGGUUCCCCCCUUUUGUUUUAUUCCUAAAGAAAUAGCAGUACCUGAUCUUGAAGAAAUCUAAGCUUUUAAAAGAGAAUUUUAAAUAAAUCCAGUCAGUUUAGGUUUUCAACAAACCUUGUUCCAAGUUGUUCUCAACUUGGGACAUCAUUUUAGUGUGAUUUGGGAAGGGUAGAAUCAGCAAACGUAACCACUUUGGAAGUUGAUAGUACCCUUGAGAUUGUUAGGAAACUACAACAGCUCAUAAACGUACUGAAACUGGGUUUAAAACCUCACAGCGAGUCAUUUCCCUUAAUUGCCCUUAAUAUUUUGACCAUCUGUGGAGACAUAAAGAAGAUUCCUCCGCAGUUUUUCAGAUAUUGCCAUACUGAACCUCAUUCUAAACUGGUGCUGUGGGUAGCCUUUCCCUCUCCCCUCUCCUUUUAGUAUAAGGAAAGGUUUCCUUCAUGGAAAAGCACUUACGAUUUUGAGAAUUUCACAUUUAAAGUAAGCCAAAAGCCUGAUGUUCACAUUGUGCUUUUAAACCCCCUAACAGCUGAAUGCAACACACUUCGUCUCCCUUGAAAUUCCCUCCCUUUUCAGUAGAGGAUAAAUAGGGUGACCACAUGUUAGGAAGGAGUGGGGAUGCCCCAAAAUACUGGUGAAGAAAAAGCCUUGUACUGAGUUCCCCUUCAGGUCCAGCCAAGUUGAUGCUAUAUUAUUACUCUGAGUAGACUCCGUCAGGAUCCACAAAGAGAAGGCUUGGUUGUCAGGAAUUCUUCCUUUGUUGGGGGUGGAGGAGGGGGAGGCAGCAGCAGGGAGAAAGGGAAAAUCAGGGAAGGCGGGGGUGAAGAAAGAAAAACAAUUGGCCUUAAGAUAGCGUGGACUCUCCCAGAAGCUCACAGUAAGAGACAAAUGACAGAUCGUGGUCAGCAGAUGGUUUUACCAAGUUGGUUGUAAAAGAUUUCGUUAAGCACCAUUCGGCAGAGACCACCACUUAGAGAAUCAAAGAAUUCCUGUUUUGAUACUUCUGAGUUAAAGUAUAUGUUACAGUCUAUCUGGUACUUCAUUUUUCUUAACUAAAUUACUUUUUACUUUAAGCUUGAAUAAAAAUCAUUGGUAACUGUAUAUAAUUAAGUGGCAACUUCUCUUUACCUCAGCACAGCUAAGACCAGUCAUAUCUUAAGUGAUUCAUGUCCUAUGGAAACCCUGGUGGCGUAGUGGUUAAGUGCUACGGCUGCUAACCAAAAGGUUGGCAGUUCAAAGCCACCAGGCGCGCCUUGGAAACUCUAUGGGGCAGUUCUACUCUGUCCUGUAGGGUUGCUAUGAGUUGGAAUUGACUUGAGGGCAGUGGGUUUGGUUUUUGGUUUUCAUGUACUAUACCCUGAAGCCAUUAAUACAGCCCCGUCUCGACAGUGACAUUGAUACCACUAACAAAAUGUGGGCGUAGAAACGCCACAGCUGUUGGUCACGGUGUGCCGCGGUACACUGGUAACAUUGACUGCGAUUUGUGCCAGUGCGGGGCAGUUUGGCACUCAGAUUCCACUGUCUGCUUCACCCAGCCGCCCCUAGGUCUGACUAUAGUUAAAAACACUUUAAGAAAGCAGAGUAAACAUGAGGCACAUUUUACAAGAACACAGCUCCAUUAAAACGGAGUAACAACUAUGCAAAGGUUUCUAUAGCAGCUAGUCGCUUUGCUUUCCAGGUCUGUCUUAACUGGCAGCUUUCUAUAUACGCUGGUACUUUGCUGUGCCAACUCGCUGUAAACAUCUGUUCUGUACAUUUGCCAUGCAGUGACUGUGCUAGAAAGGUGAAAUAAAUGGCGAAGAAACCUAAGACCUUAUGGUACAAAGAACCUGAUGGCAGGAUCUUCUAAUCCAUAGUUAUUAACUGAAAGCUUCUGAUACUGCUACAGACUCUAGCAUAGGCAUAAGAGAAAAAGCAAAGUGAGAAUACUGUCAAGCCAGCUACAAGAUACUAACAAAUGUUUAAACUGAAAAGUACCAAUACUUUUUGCACAUAGAUCAAAAUACAGUGGAGAUUUUUGGCUCCAAAAAAUCAGGUUAGUAGGCUCAUUUCCAUGUGCUUAAAAAUGUUUUUGUUGUUUUUUCAUUGAUUAAGGGCUAGAGCAAGCAUAAAAUUAAAUGUCUUUUCCUGCAAAUAAUUGGUCAUUAAUGGCAAAAUACGGAAUGUGGGGGGGUUUUAAGAUUGGUGUGUGGGUGGUGAUGAAUUAGAGUGGGAGGUUAGUUGGGAGGGAUGACAAAGCUUCAUUUUUUAUUUUUUGUAUUAAUACUCACGCCAGCUACGUUUCCGUUGCUCUUAUUGGGCAAACAGAUAAGUUAUAUUAAACCAGGUAAGUAGUUUAAACAGGAAAUUUUGUUAAAAGUCCCUACAAAUUGGCCCAUGUUAGCGGGUGGGAGAACAAAAAGGGAUUCCCUAACUUCAACUGUAAACUAAGUGAUCUAAAUUACCUGCUAGUUGAAAGCAAGAUCCAAUUUUGUCAGUAUUUUCUUCAGCUGAAAUCACACGAGGAGUAAUGCUGGUGAUACUUGGUAGGAGUGUUCUGCCUCUAGUGGCAUUCCGUGACAUUAAUAGAAAAUCCCUCUUUCCCACCCCUCCCCAUCUUGAAAUUUUCUUUUUUAGGCUAUUGGUUCCUGCAAACAAGAACUGACCUAUCACCUCUGCUCACAGUGGGUAAAUAUUUCCUACAGCUCUUGAAAGGGACGUAUCCAUGUCAGUUCCUUUACAGCAGAAGAAUGGCUGCUUUUGAAUGGGGAGGAAAGAAGACAAUUUUUCUUAAUAUCCUUUUUGUCCCAAAUCAAAAAUAGAUAAAUAUCUUUAAUUGGUUUUACUUGCUCAUUUAGACUUCAGCAACUCUGAGGUUGCUCUCCAAAAUAUUUCUGCUUCAGAAACCAUACCUGAUUUUAAUAUAAACUGCUGACUUUAAAGGAGAGGUGAAUUUGCUUUUACACGUAGGCACUUCUAAAAACAGGGUGAAAUUAAUUGAAAUUUUUCAGUGUUGUUAAGCUAUCGUAGUAGCUGCCCUAUAGUUGCAAAAACAAAAACUUAUAAAAACCCAUCCCCUAUCUCCUUAAUCCAGAUAGCCUGGAUUCAAGGAAACAUAGUAUAAAAUUGUGUGUAUGUGUAUGUUGUGUGUCUGUGUGGAAGAGAGACUUUUUAAUAAAAAGUCCUGGAAACA
This is a messenger RNA of Loxodonta africana (African savanna elephant), 6411 nucleotides long. It is a transcript of the gene WDR26, whose product is annotated as WD repeat domain 26. Gene Ontology annotation, cellular component: GID complex. The record is from RefSeq and is a predicted model, not a curated record. NCBI's taxonomy places the organism in Eukaryota, Metazoa, Chordata, Mammalia, Proboscidea, Elephantidae. Gene Ontology annotation, biological process: proteasome-mediated ubiquitin-dependent protein catabolic process. The coding region runs from base 327 to 2372 and encodes 681 amino acids. The transcript has 14 exons. Gene Ontology annotation, molecular function: protein binding.